Messenger RNA from Geodia barretti, 801 nucleotides. The record is from the annotation of a GenBank genome assembly. Lineage: Eukaryota; Metazoa; Porifera; Demospongiae; Tetractinellida; Geodiidae.
AUGAUGAGUCUUCCGAGGGAGGAGGUGGUGAUUCGAGAGGGAUGGCUGCUGAAGGAAGGAGGCGCACCACGACUCAGGUGGCAGUCUCGCUGGUUCGUGCUCAAGGGUCGCAGUCUGCUGUGGUACACCAAACCCGACGAUUCGAGCCCGCAAGGCAGUUUGGCGAUGGGCGACGUGCAUGACGUGAGCCAGAUCGGCGAGCACUCGGGGAAGAAGCACUGUGUCAGCCUCGUCACGACAAAGUCAAACUCCAAGAAAGUCUACUACCUCGCCGCUGAGACUGAGGGAAUGGCUCGCGACUGGUACGCGGCUCUGCACGCUCAGUGGUUGGGAGACAAAGCCGGUGGGGCGCGCGGCGUGCGACUGGUAAAGUACGCGACGGCCGAGGUUUUCUUGACGCAGGGAGUUCGCAUCACAGGCGACGUCAACUAUGGGAUUCUGGGCUCCAUAUCUAGUCGAGUCGGCCCGGAGAAAAAGAGGCGAGACGCCCUCGGCUGGUUCUGCGAUACUUCCAUGACGCUCUCGGCGAUUCUAAACCUCUUCUCCGAGUACGGCUGGACUCCAGAGAGGGUGUACCGCAGCACGUCCACUGCCGCGGGGGACUCAUCUCUCCAGCCCCGUGGUCCGUGUCAUAUUCUCAAAGAGCCCAGUGGGAUGUGGUAUGGGUGGAACUGCUGCUACCCAGCUCGAAACGAGCACUGCUCUCCUGCGAUCUGGAGCAUUCGAUGCAGUCACAGUCAGCGCUCAGCCAGUCAACCUAGCUCUCCCCCCGGGGGCCAGGACUUUGGAGGGAACCGAUGA